AUAUUAUAUGAUAAUAUUGAUGAUUAUAUCAUUUUUUUAUCAUGUUCAUAUUCAAAACAACACAAUCUGAUUAUUCUUUCUUUCUUCUCGUUCUUUGAGGGUCUCUGUCAAUAUUCAAUACUUCAUUGGAUUUGGGACCCCACAAUCCGUGUUCCUGUAAUUUCCUAUGCUAGAAGAGAGAGAAAGGUUCAAGAGCGAGCCAAAAUUGUCUGCAAAAUUCAAAAUAAUCCAGUAAUGACUUCAAUGUUUUUCUAAAACAAGAUAAAGGGUUUUGCUCUAACUUAGCUGGUGAAGGUUGUCUGAAACCAAAGAGGUUACUGUAUUCUAAAGAAUGAAGGUUUGGUGAUUUCAGGCUUCUUGGUUGGUGAAGUUUGGUGACUCAGAUAAUCUAUCUAUUCUAAAGUUUUGACUUUUAGUUUCAAUUGAAAUUGAUCAUUGGGUUCUGAUCAAAAUUUUGUUUCUGCACUUGAAUUGGUAUGUGAAUUUAAUGACUUGAAAGUUGGAAGUUGGCCAUCUUAGAUUUGAUAAUAUAUUGAUGGCUACAACUUCACCCCCAAAUUCAUCCCCUUCUGCUGUUCCACCAGCUGCAACCACUACACCACCACCACCACCAUCCACUGCUAAUUCUCCACCCUCCAACUCUACUCCUCCACCACAGUCUUCCUCGCCUCUACCAGAUCCUCCUGCAACUUCACCACCUUCACAGCCCAAUGUCGAUCCUCCUGACCCCCCUACCCCUUCUCCUCCAUUCUCCCCACCUCCUCAAUCCUCUCCUACUGGAGGAGCAACUCCUCCUUCCAGUUCAACAACUCCACCACCACAACCACCACCGGCGGCACCACGUCCUCCUCCUACAGCUUCACCUCCACCGCCUACGGCUAAUGCUGAUCCUCCAACUCCUAGUCCUCCUCCACCACCACCACAAUCAGCAAGUCCACCUGUGAGCCCACCUUCACCACCAACACCAUCUGAUCCCCCAAGUUCUCCACCACCACCAUCCAACCCACCUAGAAGUCCUUUGCCACCAUCAUCAACACCACCACCACCGACAAAUUCACCUCCAACAGCAUCACCAAAUCCACCUCAAAAUCCACCGCCACCAUCGGAGCCACCUAAGAAUUCACCACCAUCUCCACCAUCAUCUAAGCCACCUGAAAAUUCACCACCACCAUCACAACCACCUAGCAACUCUACCACCCCACCACCAGUAACUGUGCCACCUCCCAGAAGUUCACGUCUUCCUCCAGCAUCAAUUCCACCUACAAAUUCACCUCCUCCGCCCGCACCAGUAGCCCCUACUCCCAGAAAUGCGCCUUCACCUCCUCGAGUAACAUCUCCACCUCCUUCUCAACCAACACCUGCACCAUCAAAUGCAACUCCAAGAGCAUCACCCCCAUCACCAGUGAUAAGAUUCGUUCCACCUCCUUCACUCAAUUCUCCACCAUCUUCUUCUCCUUCAUCAUCUGACAACAAUACUAUUCCUAGUGCACCAGAAAGUUCAAAUCUACCUAGUGGGGGCAUUGGCACGGGGGCUAUAGUGGCUAUUGGUGUGGCAGUAGGUAUCAUAAUGCUCAGUCUUGUUGGUUUGGCUGUCUGGUGUGUGAGAAAGCGGAGGAAAGCGGCAUUGGGACUCAAUGGUGGUUAUAUUAUGCCAUCCCCUCUAGGUUCUUCCUCAAGAUCAGACACAAAUUUCACAAAGACACAUUCUACAACAGCUCCCCUGAUGGGAAGUGGUUCUAGCACCGAUUUUGUUUAUUCACCAAGUGAGCCAGGCGGAUUAGGCAAUUCAAGGUCAUGGUUUACAUAUGAAGAACUACUCAAGGCCACUAAUGGAUUUUCAUCCCAAAACCUUUUGGGGGAGGGAGGAUUUGGUUCUGUAUAUAAAGGUUCCCUACCUGAUGGGAGGGAGGUGGCAGUAAAACAGCUUAAAGUUGGUGGAGGACAGGGUGAGCGAGAAUUUAAAGCUGAAGUUGAGAUUAUUAGUCGAAUACAUCAUCGCCAUUUGGUUUCACUUGUGGGUUACUGCAUCUCUGAGAACCGAAGAUUGCUUGUAUAUGACUAUGUACCUAACAAUACCCUUCAUUUCCAUCUUCAUGGGGAAGGUAGGCCGGUUUUGGACUGGACAGCUCGUGUCAAGAUAGCGGCUGGAGCAGCACGUGGAAUAGCUUAUCUCCAUGAAGAUUGUCAUCCUCGGAUUAUUCACAGGGAUAUUAAGUCAUCAAAUAUUCUUUUGGAUAACAACUUUGAAGCGAAGGUUUCGGACUUUGGGCUUGCUAAGCUAGCUCUUGAUGCAAAUACCCAUGUGACCACACGCGUCAUGGGGACUUUUGGAUAUAUGGCCCCUGAAUAUGCGUCAAGUGGCAAAUUAACAGAGAAAUCUGAUGUAUUCUCAUAUGGAGUGGUGCUUUUGGAGCUGAUCACUGGACGGAAGCCUGUGGAUGCAUCCCAACCUUUGGGUGAUGAGAGUCUUGUGGAAUGGGCUCGGCCUUUGCUUGGUCAUGCAUUAGCCAAUGAGGAAUUUGAUGGCUUGGUAGAUCCAAGGCUUGAAAAGAACUAUGAUGAAGGUGCAAUGUUUCGAAUGAUUGAGGCUGCUGCUGCCUGUGUGCGCCAUUUAGCUGCCAAGAGGCCACGGAUGGGACAGAUUGUUAGAGCUUUUGAUAGUUUAGCUACUGAAGAUCUAAGCAACGGAAUGAAAGUUGGGGAAAGUGAGGUAUUUAAUUCAGCACAACAAUCUGCAGAAAUUAGAUUAUUUCGAAGGAUGGCAUUUGGUAGUCAGAAUUACAGUACAGAUUUUUUUACCCAAGGUAGCUCAGAUAAUAGAGGAUGAAUACUAGCAGAAAUGAAUAUAUAACAGUAGGGUUUGACAAUUAACAAUAGAGCCUUGUUCAAGUUCAAGAUGAUUUAGUUGGAAUAGGCCUCACCUAUAGAUGUACAGAGUGUGUAUAUCUGAAAACUUUCUCAUCUUGAAUUGGGACUUGACUUCAAACCCUCAUUUACUACUUACUAGGUCAUUUUAGCUUUUGCACAUAAAAAAAUGUGAUAUUCUUUUUCUUGUAACUAGCUCGCACAAAUUUUGUCCUUACAAAUCUUAUUAUGUUAAUAAAACUACAACGCAAUUUUGUUC
Messenger RNA from Jatropha curcas, 3124 nucleotides. Its product is annotated as proline-rich receptor-like protein kinase PERK9. Gene Ontology annotation, molecular function: ATP binding; protein kinase activity. Gene Ontology annotation, biological process: protein phosphorylation. NCBI's taxonomy places the organism in Eukaryota, Viridiplantae, Streptophyta, Magnoliopsida, Malpighiales, Euphorbiaceae. The record is from RefSeq and is a predicted model, not a curated record.